Messenger RNA from Chanos chanos (milkfish), 345 nucleotides. RefSeq names its product glutathione peroxidase 6-like. Gene Ontology annotation, biological process: response to oxidative stress. The record is from RefSeq and is a predicted model, not a curated record. NCBI's taxonomy places the organism in Eukaryota, Metazoa, Chordata, Actinopteri, Gonorynchiformes, Chanidae. Bases 7 to 345 code for a protein of 112 amino acids. Gene Ontology annotation, molecular function: glutathione peroxidase activity. The transcript has 3 exons.
GCACUCAUGGACGAAUUCGGAGGUCAAAACUUCUCAGUCAUUGGCUUCCCCUGCAAUCAGUUUGGCCAUCAGUCUCCGGAGGAAAACAGUGAAGUUUUGAACGUUCUGAAGUAUGUGAGGCCAGGUGGAGGAUUUGUGCCCAAGUUUCCCGUCUAUGGCAGAGUCAAAGUCAAUGGAUUACACGAACAUCCUCUUUUCACUUAUCUCAAGAUGGCUUGUCCAUAUGUUAACCCCAUCCUUGGAAAUCCGAGGAGACUUUCAUGGUCUCCUGUAAAAGUCAGCGACAUCCGCUGGAAUUUUGAAAAGUUCAUUGUUCGAGUGGACGGAACUCCAUACAAGAGGUAA